AAAAAUGAAAAACCGGUGUCAAGUUGUAGUGUUAAACUCGACAAUGCUUGAUAACAAUAUUUAAACAAAAGUCAAGUAAAUAUCAAGCAUUAAAAAAUAACAAGUAUAUAAAAAAUGUCAAUGUUUUAAUAAUUUUUAAUUGUCUGGGGUGUGUAUGUGAAAAGUGAAGUGACAAAAAUGGCAAAAAAACAACGCAUUUGUAUGUUUUUACAUUGAGUGUAAUCCAGAGUACAACCCCCUGGUUUUAUACAACGAAUUAUGUCAAUGUGUGUAUGUGUAGUCAGUUCGAUAUUUAUUAACCGGCCAAACCAAGUAAGAAAUAUGCAAUCAAUAAGAAAAUAAAAUUAGAUUAAGAUAUAAUAAAUAGAAGAAAAACAAAAUUAUAAUUGUCUUGACGUGAUAGAGCAAUUAAAUAAUCAAUACAACAAUUGAUUGAAUUGAAAAAUAUAAAAGAAAAUAAAUAAACAUGGCUUCUGUAAGCGGAACGAAUGUAGUUGAAAGUAGCAACAACAGUAGCAACACCACCACCAAAAACAACAACAACAACUUAGCAAAUGUUCCACAAUGGAAAAGAGAUUUGAUACAACGACGAAAACAACAAAAUAAAGUAUCAACAAAUAAUAAUGGAGCAAAUACAAAAUUAUGUACAACAACAACAACAGCUAGUAAUAAUGGAGUGAUAGCAAAUGAUGCAUCAAACAUGGUAAAAAUCAUUGACAGUUGUACUUCUAAACAUGAAAUGACAGAAGAAAACAUGUCAUCAUCAAACAGGAUAGACAAUAAUAAUGAUACUUGUGAUUUAGUUGAACGUAGUGUCACAAGCAGCGCUAGUUGCACGGCAACGACGACAACAACGACCCGGGAGUCAUCAUCAUCAUCAUCAUCAUCAACACCACCACUACCUCUCACCACCACCUCUACUGCAACGACUUCCACCACUACAAUCAUCACCAAGGAUACACAACUCAAUGUUAAUGAAUCAGUUGCGUGCAAAAUGCGCUUCGAGGCGGAUGUAUCAGUUUGUCCAUCCUCGGAGGAUACUCCAAAAACAACAACAACAUCAACAACAACAACACUUACAAAAUCAUUAUUAUUAACUGAACGUAAUAAUUUACAAGAUUAUAAUAAUUUUGAUAGUGAUUAUAAAGAUAAUAUAAUAUGUCAUAAUAAAAAUAAUAAUAACACAAUGGAUAAUAACAAAGAUAGUGGUGGUGGUGGUGUUUGUGUUUAUGCUGAAUUUAAAAAAGGCUGGGAUAAAACAACAACAACAACAACAGGUAAAAUUGAUGAUAAAAUAAAAAAUCAAAAUCAUCAUAUUAAUAAUAAUAAUCAUCAUUGUAUAAUUGAUGAUAAUAAAAAAAUUAAAUUAAUUAAAAAAAAUGGAGAUGAAUGUGAGAGUGAUAGUUCUGAAGAGUUACAAUAUGGUCCAGGUAUUGUUAAUCGUUUAAAAAGUAAAUAUCUUAAUUUAACAUUAAGAGAAAUGAAUAAAAGUCGUGUAUCAGUACAACGUUUUCGUCGUGCAGCAUCACUUGAAGAUUUACUUGAUUGUGAUGAUCAUGAUGAUGAUGGUGUUGAUGAUAAUGAUAAUAAUAAUGAUGAAAAUGAUAAAUUAACACGUAAAUUUACUAAAAAACCAUUAAUACCUGGUAUUAUUAAUAAAACAGAUCGUUAUAGAAAUGCAACACGUGGUAAUGAAUCAAUGAAAAGAGCAAGAAGUGUUGAAGCAUUAAUGAGAUGUCAAAAUCAUGAUGAUACAAAUCAAAAUUCAAGAUUUAUUGGUGUUAGACAAGAGCCAGUUAAUGAUCAUAUUGUAUUAGUUGAUAGAGCAACUGUUAAAAUUGAAAGUCGUUUAAUUGGUAAUAUUAUUGAUAAUGAUAGACCAAAGGCAUUAAAUAAGCCAAAAAGAAUAAAGCCAUUAUUAGCUGAUACUGAAAGACCACCACCGGAUCUUGUUAAAACAACAAUGCGUAUAUUUGAGGGUUCAGUUAGAAAACUUAAAUUAAAAGGUGAUGUUGCUGCUAAAGUUGCAACAUUCAAAACAAUUAAUGAUACAUAUAAAGCACAAACAGUCAAAAAAAUUGUGCCAAAACCACCAAUACAACCAAAACCAUUUACAAAUAACAAUAAUAAUAAUAUUAAUAUUAAUAAACAACCUAGUUCACCGAAAAAAAAUAUAUCAUCACAAUUAUCAAAGCCAAUAACUGCUGAACUCAUUGAAAAUCCUCUUAUUCAUGAAGAGUAUAAAAAUGAUGGUGUUGUUACUGAUCCAAUUGUUCAAUCAGUAUCAUCUGUUGUUUCAAAAUUUCAACAAAUUGGAAAAUCAAUAAAUUCACCAUCAUCAUCACCUGAACCAAUUUACAAUAAACUCAAAUCAUCAUUAUCACCAAUAUCAAGUCCUGAACCUCCAUUUAUCAAUAAUAACAAUCAUCAUCAUCAAAAUAAUAAUAGUAAUCAUAAUAAUAAUCAUCAUCAUCAUAAACAAAAAAUUAAUAAUGAUGCUGGUAUUGGAUUUAACAAGUCAACAUCACCUGUAACAUCACCAUCAUCACCAAAAAAAAAUUUACCUCGACAAAAUAUAAUUUUAACUCAAUCAGCAUCAGUUAGUCCAGUACAUGAAAUAUUUCGUACGAAUAAUAAUUCAACACUUGAGAGUUUAGUAAAAGCACAACCAGAAAUUUUAAUAAGUGAAGAAACAGUGAUUGAAGAAACUGAUAAACAACCAGAAAAUCGUAGACAACAAGUGUUGGAAGAUAAAAUUUUACCACCAAUAAUUCAUGAUGAAAUAAUUGAAGAAGAAAAAAAUGAAGAAGCUAAUAAACAUGUCAAAGAAUUAAAUGAGGAAAUAAUAAAUAAACAAGAUAUUAUUGAAGAUAUUAUUGAUGAUGUUGAAGCAAUUGAUGGACCAAAAACAAUAUCAAAAAGUGCAUUAGACAGUAUUAGCAAAGCUGGAUGUACUAUGGAAUUUAAUUUUAAUACAGAAACAUCAAUUAAAAAAUCAUAUUUACCUGGUACAAUGCAAAAUGGAAAUUCAAGUGAAUCAACACAAAAUGGUAAUAUUGAAGAGCUUAAAAAUAAUAUUGAUAAAAAAUUAUUAAUAUCAAAUGACAUAGCUGGUAAUUGUGGUGAUGAUGAUGAUGAUGAUGAUGAUGAUGAUAUUAAAACAGAUAAAGAAAAAAUUAAUGAAACACCAAUAAUAUUAGAUAACAUUGAAAUAAAAAAAAAUGAUAAUGAAAUAAUAAAACCAUCAAUUGGUGCAAUAUCAAGUUUAGGUAUGAUUAAAUCAUCAUCAACAACAAUGUCAUAUUCACAAUUAAAUGAAUCAAAAUUAAUUAAAAAUCAAAAAACUGAUUUACCACCACAAAAACAAAUUGGUAUAAUACGUCCAUUAGUAUCAACUAAAACCCAAUUACCACAACAAAAUUUAAGUAGUCGUGAAUUGGAAAAAAAUUUAAUAAAUCGUGUUAAAAGUAUUGAACAGCCAACAAAAGUUGUUGUUAGUUUAAAAAGUGCUGAUGAAAUUCAACCAGUUAAAAAAACUGGAUCUAGUGGUUCUGGUGGUGGUGGUUUGUGGGACACGAAACCUUGGAAUCAGCAAAAUAAUACCAUGGUAUUCAACUUUAGCAACAGGAAGGAUGUGCCAGAUUAUAUUGAAAAUGAUGGCCUGAUAAUAAGUCGAAAGAGAGAAAAGUCAAAGGUUGGUGAUGGAGGAAUAAUCGUGCUGGAUGCGACCUUAGAUGCAUCAACUACUGAUGAUAAUGAUUGGGAUAAUUCAGAAGGACCACCAUCACCUUGUGACAUUAAAUUUACAAAUGAUAAUAUUCUUAUUAAUGGACGUAGUAAUCUUUCAAGAUCACCAAGAAACCACAAGCAUCGAAUACAAUUCAAUGAUCAAGCAACACGAACCUUUGAGUAUCCAAGCGAAUCAUCAAUGCUAGAGGACAUUGGUUCUACCAGUUGUGUUGAUGGUGAAACUUCCGGUGUUGGUGAUCAUCAACAAUCAACACAAAUUGUCAACAAAUCCAUUUCUCCCACGGUCAAUUCAGCCUCAGUUUCUCCUAUACUUGGUGGAGGUGGUUUAUCAAAUUUUACACCAAGUAAAGUUGAUCUUACAUCAGAAGGAUUUGAACUUGGUGUAACAAGAACAUUGGGAAUAUCUUCAACAAGUCAAUCAACGCCAAUUCGUGAUGGAAAUAAAAAAAUAAAUGAUGAAGAAGCGAUGAAUGAGGAAGAAGACUGUUUGCAAAAUUCUCAGGAUACAGCUGCAUGGGGAGCUGAAGCAACUGCUGAUCUUCUCUACUAAAUAUUAUAAAGUAAACAGAUUUUUUUUUUUUUUUUUCUUUUUUAAUUUUUUUUAUACUUAGAUAAACAAAAUUUUUUUGUUUAAUUUUAGCAGGAUAUUUUUAUCUAAUAUUUUUCCUUGAAUUUUAUUAUUUUCUAUUUAUUAUUUCGUGUUUUUUUUUACAUGAAAAGUAGUUGGGUUUUUUGAUGGAAUUGAAUGGAAUAUAAAAAAAGAAAAAAAAAAAAAACAAUUAAAUUAAUAAACAGUAUCAUUCUGAGUAUAAGCACUUAAAUUAAUAUUAUGAAUGAAAUAAUGAAAAUAAUGGUGAUUGUGAAAUAAUGCUAUAACAGAAAAUUCUAACUGCCGAUUCGUGAGACUAAAAUGAAAUGUAAUUAUUAUCUUCCCUUUUUCGUUUUUUAAUUUUUAUUUUUCACGUAUUCGUAUAUCAUGCUAUAAAGUAUGUAAAAAAAUAUAAUAAUAAUACUACUAAACAAUAUAAAAAUAUAAAAUACAUGUUUUAUACUCGCCAAGUCACGUCGUACUAUUUUCCAACAAUAUUUUUUUUGUUUACCAUUGAAACAAACAAAAAAUAACAAUAAUAAUUUCCAUACAAAAAAUUCAAAAACAUAUAGCUAAUUCAAUAAGAUUGAUAACCGAAAAAAUAAUAAUAGCAAUUUUUUCAAUAUAUAAACAAGAAAAAAAAAAUAAUAUAACUGUUAAUGAAUUUGUAAAAAAAGAAAAAAUUAUUAUUCGACUGUUUUUUUUUUCUAUUUAAAUAAUAGAUAUAAAAACAAAACAAAAAAAAACAUUUUCACAAAUAUAAUAUUCAUCUGCCAAAGUAGGACAUAAGUCGACUACUUUAGAUUAAUAUUAAUGAUAAAAAAAAAAAUCAUAGAGAUGAAGAAUUAAACGUGUUAUAUAAAUAAAAAAGACAAAAAAAAAAAUUUCUCACAUUCCUAAAUAUAAAUUCAGUUAUAUUGAGUAUACCUGCAUUUACAUGUUUUUUAAAAUUGUGGAUAAUAAUAAUACCAAUUUUAAUUCUCGAUUGUUUAAUUGGUUUUCAAAAAUCUGGAUGAGGACCAAACAAAUAAAAAAAGAAAUGAGAAAAAACAAAGUAUGCUUAUAAAGCAUGAUUUAAAAAUGAAUGUUUUCUUAAUAAUCUUUUUUUUUUUUUUUCUCAAAUUAGAUAUAAGUGAAAAUAAAAUUCUGUACAUAUAUACACUAAAUUAUUAUUGUAAUUGAGAGAGAGAUAAGAGGAUGGUAUAGUCUCUCUCAGUCUCAGAG
Molecule: messenger RNA, 5563 nt
Organism: Aphidius gifuensis
Lineage: Eukaryota; Metazoa; Arthropoda; Insecta; Hymenoptera; Braconidae
Gene: bif
Product: probable serine/threonine-protein kinase DDB_G0283337
Exons: 4
Coding region: 467-4300 (1277 amino acids)
Biological process (GO): chemotaxis; neuronal signal transduction
Cellular component (GO): rough endoplasmic reticulum membrane; nuclear membrane
Molecular function (GO): microtubule binding
Source: RefSeq, a predicted model, not a curated record